This is a messenger RNA of Achroia grisella, 955 nucleotides long. RefSeq names its product PEST proteolytic signal-containing nuclear protein-like. The transcript has 4 exons. NCBI's taxonomy places the organism in Eukaryota, Metazoa, Arthropoda, Insecta, Lepidoptera, Pyralidae. The coding region runs from base 135 to 782 and encodes 215 amino acids. Gene Ontology annotation, cellular component: nucleus. The record is from RefSeq and is a predicted model, not a curated record. Gene Ontology annotation, biological process: protein ubiquitination; proteasome-mediated ubiquitin-dependent protein catabolic process.
AUAAUAGAGUAAAUUUUAUGGAAUAUUUCAUUUCCCUUAAAUCGCAAUACUAAAGAAAAACCCUAUUUUAUUUAGAAAUAAGUAUUCCGAGUUGCAUACAUUUUAAUGAGAACAAUCAAGCAAAUAGCUAAACAAUGAGCAGUCGUUAUCACGACUACAACAAAGGGUCGUCUCGAUCCACGCGUGAUGAUUCUAGGGCGUACGGCAGCGAGGAACGGUGGGAAGGUCGAGGGAAGAGGAGAUCGCGCUCACGUUCCCGAUCACCUAGAAGGAAGUACUCGCCACCGUCCAGGAGCGGUAGAUAUUCAUCAGAACAAUCCAGAAGCUAUGAGAAAUCACCACAUUACGAAGACAAACAAAGCGUGGAAAGCAAAUAUGAUUGGGAAAACUCUGAUGAGGAAGUGCCAGCUCCGCCACCACCUCCGCGCAUCUCCAAAAUAUCCAUUGGUUUCACUAAACCCAAAGCUCCAAUUAAGAUGAACCUUACCAAACCGACUAAACCAAUUGCUGGGCCUGCGAAGCCGAAAAUAGCAUCUGUGUUCAACGAUGAUGAUGAUGAUGAGGAACCUGAAGAGAUGCCCGCUGAAGCCAGGAUGAGGAUGAGAAAUAUUGGCCGUGAAACACCUACUUCGGCUGGACCAAACUCCUUCGGUAAAACUAAACAGGGCUUCUGUGAUGCCAAGAAAGUGUUUGAGAAGAAUCUAAAGCAAGCACUGGAGACUGCAGAGAAACCGGGUGCUCCGAAGUUCCCACAAACCAUAUACAAAAUCAAGGGUCCUUGAUAGUUCGUUAACAUGUACUGCAGCUUAACUGAAAUGUUUAGGAAAAGAAAUUCCAACUAUUAAAUCUAAUGUAGUAUAUUUUAAUAAUAUUAACUCCACUUUCAAACAUUUGCCAUAUAAAUUAUCUUUGAUAGUUCUUACUCUUGUGUAACAACAUUUGUGCUUUAAUAUUU